This is a messenger RNA of Candoia aspera, 1709 nucleotides long. RefSeq names its product thioredoxin related transmembrane protein 4 (gene TMX4). The coding region runs from base 28 to 1011 and encodes 327 amino acids. The transcript is spliced from 8 exons. NCBI's taxonomy places the organism in Eukaryota, Metazoa, Chordata, Lepidosauria, Squamata, Candoiidae. Gene Ontology annotation, molecular function: disulfide oxidoreductase activity. The record is from RefSeq and is a predicted model, not a curated record. Gene Ontology annotation, cellular component: endomembrane system.
GGGGGUUUGAUUUCUUAGUUGCUCAAGAUGGCGGCUGCUUUCCUUCCAAGCCGCGGCUGCAGUCGCUGGAGAAAGGAGGGGAGAGCUCCGCUGCUGGUGACGCUGUGGGGAGCCGCCUGCUUGGCGUCGCUCCUUACGGCUGGGGCUUCCCUGGAACCGGAGCCGGAGCCGGUGGGGAGCCGCGUGGUGGAGCUGAGCGGAUCCAAUUGGAGCCUCCUGCUGCAGGGCCAAUGGAUGGUGGAAUUCUAUGCCCCUUGGUGUCCUGCCUGUCAGCAAAUGGAAUCGGCAUGGGACGCUUUUGCGAGAAAUAGCGAGGAACUUGAACUCGGUGUGGGCAAGGUUGAUGUCACUCAAGAACCAGGUGUAAGUGGCCGUUUCUUAGUCACUACUCUCCCCACUAUUUACCAUGCGAAGGAUGGAGUUUUUCGCAGAUAUCGUGGCUCGAGGACAUUGGAGGAUCUAGAGGGCUAUAUCCUGGAAAGGAAAUGGGAAACUGUAGAACCUGUAGCAGGAUGGAAAUCUCCCUCGUCUCUAAUGAUGUAUGGAAUGGCAGGACUCUUCCAUUUAUCUGGAUGGAUCAGACAAAUCCACAACUAUUUCACUGGCACUCUUGGAAUUCAUAUUUGGGGUUCUUACGCCAUCUUCAUAUUAGCCACCCUCUUGAUUGGUCUUAUCUUGGCCUUGAUACUUAUUUUGCUUAUAGACUGCAUUUGUCCAGCUAAGUCCAAAGAACAAGGUUUUGACCCAGUAGUUCCUGAUGAGGAUAAAAUAGAAGAGCAACAGCAAACGUUGGAGUUUUCAGCAGGGGACAAAGUUCCAGAAGAGAGUUUGCCUGAUGGAGAAGAUGAAGAAGAAGAAGAAGAAGGAGAAGAUGAGUCUCCGGCCAAUUCCUCAGAUGACUCAGCAGUUGAAGGAUCUGAGAAGGAAAAUGACUUAGAGCAUUUUGAAUCUGACAAACUAGAGGAGACCUCUUUAAGACAACGUAAAAAUCAGGUGGUGCCUGAACUAUAGUGAAAACAAUGUGUAUAGACUUUUAAGUGGACCAAAGAAGAUUGGGACCCUCCUUGUUUGCAGCUGAAGCCAAAUAUUUGACCUGCAAGCUGUUGCAGCUAAAUAUGGGCUGACUGCUAGAAAGCAACUCUUUAUUUUUAGGGCCAGUAUUUUGAAUGUAAAAUAUGACUAAUGUUGAAAUGAUAGACAUGACAAUCAAACAACUACGUUGAGUUCAGGGAUGGAUAAGAGGCUUUAUUGCAUAAGCUGUGCCAUAAACUAGGUGAAAUGGUCAUUCUAGACAAAUUGUGUUACAAUAUUAAGUAUAAAACAAGAAAAGAUCUUUGGGGUUAUUGGUAUAAACUAAUCCCAAUAUGUAUAAUUGAAAACAAAAAUCUACGGUCAUGUCUUAGAAGACUUAAGAUAGAAAAAGAUUUUACUGUUUGAUGUGUUUGAAUGGAUAACUCAGUUUAUAACUUUCAGAGGUCUUUGGCUCUAGUUACAUAAGGCACUUAAUAUAUGCUUGUGAGCAGGUGAGAUCAUAGUAUAGCAAGAACUAUAAGUUUAUAAACUGCAAGGUUUUAUUUCCAGCAUGCUGACUUGAAAGCGAGGAAGAGAUUUUUAAGUAUGGAUGUGGCUUUCUUACUGCAACACUUUAAAAUCAGUUUCAUGUGCAUUGCCCCAAUAUUAAUCUGUCAAGUAAAUAUCUCAGUAUCUAA